Messenger RNA from Stereum hirsutum FP-91666 SS1, 2690 nucleotides. Its product is annotated as patatin-domain-containing protein. The record is from RefSeq and is a predicted model, not a curated record. Lineage: Eukaryota; Fungi; Basidiomycota; Agaricomycetes; Russulales; Stereaceae. The transcript is spliced from 21 exons. Gene Ontology annotation, biological process: lipid metabolic process. Bases 48 to 2591 code for a protein of 847 amino acids. Gene Ontology annotation, molecular function: triacylglycerol lipase activity.
GCUACUUUGAGGAAGAACUCUCUAUAGAUUAUGUGAAUCAUGCUCAUAUGAAAGCUUUCUCGGAGGCUCUACAAGCCGACGAUAACUCCCUGGUACCAGACCCCAUCCCUUCACCGACACACAGCUCUCGUCCAAGCACACCGGCUCUCUCUUCUCACCAUCACCAUCCUGCUCGAAUCCGGAAGGUUUCUGCGCUUUCAGACUUUGCUCCUGUGAAUGUGAAGGUCAAGAAGCGAAGACGAGGUGCUGACCGGGGAGUAGAGAGGAAACAGGAAUGGUUGUAUCUGCUCGUUCGUUGGCCCUUGCUGUUCUUCAUAUUUCUUUUCAUUGCAUGCGAGUUCGGCUUCUACGUCAUCAUCCGUCAAAUGGUCAAUGCCAAAGAAUGGCUCUCUGCCUGGCGAGGGCGCAAGGGACUUCUGAGAGCACGUCUAAGGGCUGCCAAGUCUUAUGAGGAAUGGAAGGACUCUGCUGCUGUCUUGGACGACUACUUGAAGUUCAAUGAAUGGAAACGCAUCGACGAAGAUGUCUAUUAUGACUGGAGACUUGUUCGGAAGGUUAAACGUUCCUUGAAAACACUGCGUGAGAAGGGCGAUGCUAGAGGUGUGCUUGGUGUCCUCGAGACGUGUAUGAGGACAAAUUUUGCAGGAGUAGAGUCCGCCAGAUUGUACAGCGAAACUUACUACGGGACCAAAGAUCUCAUCGAAUCUUAUUUCUCGGAGCAAGAGCUUUCACUCGAGUUCAUUCGUAAGAGCUCUGUACUAUCCAUCGAAGAGAAGAAGAGGUUCUGGAAGAGCGUAAAUACUAAUCUCGGCUUAACUGCAUUGUGUCUAUCGGGGGGUGCAUCCUUUGGCUACUAUCACUUCGGCGUCGUCAAGGCGUUCCUCGACGCAGGCCUUCUUCCCCGUGUCAUCACUGGCACUUCGGCUGGCGGUCUGGUCGCCGCUUUGGUCUGCACUCGCACCGACGAAGAACUCAAACUUCUCCUUCGGCCAGAACUCGCCCACAAGAUCUCAGCAUGCUCGGAGCCCUUCAAAGUCUGGUUCAACAGGUUUUUGAAGACUGGCGCAAGGUUUGAUAGCGUGCAAUGGGCUAGCAAGGCUUGUUUCUUCACUCGAGGCUCGAUGACUUUCCGCGAAGCGUACAUCAGGACUGGCCGUGUACUUAAUGUCUCUGUCAUCCCUGCUGAUAGACACUCUCCAACAAAGUUAUUGAACUAUAUUACGGCUCCGGACACUAUAAUAUGGACGGCUCUUCUAGCUUCGGCGGCCGUACCUGGCAUUCUUAAUCCUGUCGUAUUAAUGCAGAAGCUCAAGGACGGCCGAGUCGUUCCUUGGAGUUGGGGCAGCAAGUUCAAAGACGGUUCGCUGAGAGUUGAUAUCCCUGUCCAAGCGUUGAAUCUGUACUUCAACGUUACACAUCCGGUUGUCUCGCAAGUAAAUCCUCAUGUCCACCUCUUCUUCUUUGCCCCCCGUGGAUCCGCCGGGAAGCCUGUGGCACAUCGGAAAGGCAAAGGCUGGAGAGGGAACUUCUUGCUUUCUGCGGCAGAACAGUGGCUCAAAUUGGAGCUCACGAAGAACUUCAAGCUUAUUCGCGACCUCGAGUUAUUACCGCAAUUACUGGGUCAAGAUUGGUCAAGUGUUUUCCUCCAAAAGUUCGAAGGAGCAGUCACUAUUUGGCCCAGGACUCGCAUCAUGGACUGGUUCAGGAUCCUGAGCGACCCGGAUCCACCAGAAUUGGCACGUAUGUUGCAAGUAGGGCAGGUUGUGACCUGGCCCAAGCUCCACAUGAUCGAGAACCGUCUACGCCUCGAAAGACAAAUAUAUCUUGGCCGCCAAGAGGUCCGUCGAGCUCAGCAGGGCCGCAUCAAGAAUCCAACACCUCUACCACCUCUUACGAACGGCCAAAGUCGACAUAAUCCUAUCGAUGUGGAGUCUGCUGUUCCCACUCCGACCAACCCAGAAAUGCCUCUAUCCCUCGACACGGACGCCGAGUCGGCAUUCGCUAACGGGACUCAUUGGUUCUACAAACGAGGACAUGCUCCAUCUCCUGGCACUUCAGGAACGUCGACCGCGAAGGAAGAUACGGCUCAAUCUCGGAACCAGAGCCCUAACUCUCGUAGAGAUCCUCUGCGCUCUCCCGUAACCAGACGGAAGUGGGCAGCCGAGGUCGUCCAUACGGAAUCUGGAGAUGCAGAUGGCUAUGAGGAUGAAGAUAGCGGGAAUGGUGCAACGGACGAUGUAUCGACUUCACCGCCGAAGGCUGGGUCAUCACAUGCAAGAGCGCGAACAGAGCCUGGAGGUUCCUUCUUCCACCGUUUGAGGACACAAUCGAUAACUAGCCUUACCGUGCCUUCUCCGUUCGCUAGUCUGCGUAGGAAGAGCGGAUCAGUCCACACAGUUACGCCAACUGCAGAACAGACUUUCGCUUUUAAUGCAGACCCUUCAUGGAGUACUGACAGCUCGUCUGGAGAUGAUCUAUCGUUAGAGGAGCAGAGACAUAUUCACCAUCCGUCUGCGGUGUAUCCGCCAAAUGAUUGGCCGAGUGUUGGGGGCCAAGAUGGGGAGUCGCCAGGGGACGACGACGCGUUUUAGCUAAUCAAGCUAUCGUAGUUUGCUCUUUGUAUAAUCCAGCAUAAUGCACAUAUGUAUUCCUAGUUGUUAAUCGUUUAUAGCUGUGUUUAUCGGACUGCU